AUGGCUUCCAUCUUGACUGCUGGAGAGGCCGUCGCACGCAUUGCAUACCUGGCCAGCGACCUUGUCGUCUCCGUCCAGCCUACUCUCGCUUCAGACUCCGACUUCUCCAACUUCUUCACAACUUAUCAACAGAACAAGGCUUCAGGUCUGAUCUCGACGUCGCCCGAGAUUGUCCCUGUUAAGCACAAUGCAGACCCUCUGCUCUCUGCCUUCCAACCUCUUCGCUCCGGCAAGCUCGUCUCAGUGACAACCUCGUCCUCGAUCUUGGUCCGCGCCGUUCCUCACCUUUACAAGCUCGCACAAUACCCCGUCGUCUUGCACGUAGCACUGCAACCAGCUGGCUACCCCGACUACUCGGACAUCACCUCCAUCAGACAGUCUGGCUUCACGUUCCUUCAGUCUGAGUCAUUGCAGGAGGCGCAAGAUCUUGCUGUGACUGCACAUGCCUUGGCCAUUCAAUCCGGCAAGGGUGUCAUUCACUUCUUCGACUCUGCCAACCUCGCCAAUGACAAUCCUAUUGAACAGGAAGACAGAGAGCUGGUCAGAAAGAUUUUGAAGAUUGAGCAACACUCCCGCGCUGGCUCCACUGAGUCCGGUCUUUAUGCAGACGACGGAAAGGUCGCCACUCGUACCGCCACUGGUGUUGCCGUCGCCAACGGCUCAGCCGUAUCCGAACGCGCUGGCGCACCUGAGGAGAAGUCUUCAUCUGUCCAGACAAGCGAUCGUGAAUCGUCCAGCGGCUCGAGCUCUGACGGUCGCAAUGGUAGCAGCGACAGCGCAUCCGUCGUCUCUUCUAACGCCACUUCUGUCGAGUCUGUGUCAAGCCGCCCCAUCACUUCUGAGGAUAUCGACACUUUCACCACUCAGAUCUGGGCCGAACUAUACGAGUCAACCGGAAGAAGGUACAAGGCCUUUGAAUACUCUGGUCCCGAGGACGCAGAGUCAGCCGUUUUCUUGUUUGGAUCUGAUACCGCUCUCUUCGCUCAGGAAGUCGACAAAGCCAGCUCUUCAGAUGAAUUCUACGGUGCUGGUAUCGUGACCGCACGCCUCUACAGACCCUGGUUGGGUGCUAAGCUUCUUCAGACUCUGCCCAAGAGUUUGAAGAGGAUUGCCGUGCUGGAGCAGAUUCGCCGUAAGACCACUCGCUGGGGUCCUCUCCUUCUCGACCUUCUCAUUUCCAUCAAGACUGCUGGAAGCACUGGUCCUCUGAUUGUCGGUCACCAGCUUGGUUACAUCGAGCCUUCCACAAUUCGCCAGGCACUGAAGGGCAUUUUCCAGAACUUGUCUUCUCCUUCGCCUAUUCAGAAUCUCGAGAUCGGAAACCACGAGGGUCCCAAAGACGCUGAGAAGGGCUUCGAGUUGGAGCAGCCCAAGGUUGAGAAUGCAUACAUGAAGAUCCUCGACCAACUGUUCGGAGACCGUCUUCACGUUGCCAACAGACUUGGAGCUGACAAUGCAGGCGUUUCGAACGAGAUCAGCGCAACUCCCGAAUACGGUUUCGGUUCUCUCGUGGCACGCUCUGAGCACAGAGAACGAUUCAUCUCUGAAGUCCAGACGGCUGCUAAGUCCGGUGACUUCGCCACCGAUGCCCCUAAGCAGCAACUCUCCCAAUGGCUUCUCGACGCUCAGCAGGCCUCCAAGGCAAACAAUCUUGCCCCUGAGGUCAUCUCUGGCUUGAGCAGCGACAAGUCUGCCUUGGCUACUGAGCUUCUGACCAACAAGGGGCUCUUUUUCAAGGAGUCGCAAUGGUUGAUCGGUUCAGAUGCAUGGUCCUACGACUUGGGCAACUCUGGUGUUCACCACGUUCUCGCAUCUGACAAGAACGUCAACAUGCUCAUCAUUGACUCGCAGCCCUACUCGGAGAGAGCUGCUGCUGAUGCCUCAAGAAGAAAGAAGGACAUUGGUCUUUACGCCAUGAACUUUGGCAAUGCCUACGUCGCCUCUGUUGCUGUCUACAGCUCUUACACCCAGGUUCUGCAGUCCAUGCUUGAGGCCGAGCAAUUCAACGGACCCUCGGUCGUUGUUGCCUACCUGCCUUACACCAAGGAGACCGACUCGCCACUGUCUGUUCUUCAGGAGACCAAGAAGGCCGUUGACAUUGGUUACUGGCCCCUUUACCGAUGGAACCCUCGCGCAGAGGAGAACGGCGAAGAAAACUUCCAGCUGGAUUCAGAGCGCAUCAGACAGGAGCUCAAGGAGUUCCUCAAGAGAGACAACUACCUGACCCAACUGAUGAAGAGACACCCUCAGUUCAGCGCAAACCUUUCGCAGUCCUACGGAUCUGAGGUCCGUCAGCUGCAGAAGCGCAAGGCCAAGGACGCCUACAGCAGUCUCCUCGAGGGUCUGCAGGGCGCUCCUCUUACCAUCUUGUUCGCUUCGGACAACGGCAACUCCGAGAAUCUGGCUAAGCGUCUGGGUAACCGUGGCAAGGCCAGAGGAUUGAAGACCAUGGUUAUGGCUAUGGACGAGUACCCUCUGGAAGAUCUCUCGACCGAAGAGAACGUUGUCAUGAUCGCGAGUGUAGCUGGUCAGGGUGAGUUCCCUCAGAACGGUAGAAACUUCUGGGAGGGUGUCAAGAACUCCACCGAUUUGGAUCUUGCCAGCCUUAACUUCUCCGUCUUUGGUCUUGGAGACAGCCACUACUGGCCUAGAAAGGAAGACAAGAUCUACUACAACAAGCCUGCAAAGGACCUUUACGCCAGAGUUGUCACUCUUGGUGGCAAGUCUCUUGUUGAUUGCGGUCUUGGUGACGACCAGGACCCCGAUGGUUACCAAACUGCUUACAACUUGUGGGAACCCAAGCUCUGGGACGCUCUGGGCGUCGGCAACGUCGAAGGACUUCCUGAUGAGCCCCCACCGAUCACCAACGAGGACAUCAAGAUCAACUCGAACUUCCUUCGUGGAACCAUCGUGGAGGGUCUUCAAGAUCAGUCCACCGCAGCCAUCUCCGCUGCCGACCAGCAGCUGACCAAGUUCCACGGUACAUACAUGCAGGAUGAUCGUGAUCUUAGAGACGAGCGCAAGGCCCAGGGCCUCGAGCCUGCAUACUCUUUCAUGAUCCGUUGUCGUCUGCCUGGUGGUGUUGCUACCCCAGACCAGUGGGUCCAGAUGGACGCUAUCGCUUCGACUUUGGGUAACGAGACUAUGAAGUUGACCACCCGUCAAACCUUCCAGUUCCACGGUGUUGUCAAGACCAAGCUGAAGCCGGCCAUGCAGGCUAUCAACAAGGCCCUCAUGACCACCAUUGCCGCUUGUGGUGAUGUUAACCGUAACGUCAUGUGCAGCAGUUUGCCCGAGCACUCUGAGUACCAUGCCGAGGUUCAUGCAAGCUCCAAGCUGAUCAGCGACCAUCUCUUGCCUGCCACUACUGCUUAUCACGAGAUUUGGCUCAAGGACGAGAACGACGUCAAGACUCAGGUUGCUGGAGACGCUGUUCAGGACCACGAGCCUAUGUACGGCCCUACCUACCUGCCUCGCAAGUUCAAGAUCACUAUCGCCAUUCCUCCCCACAACGACACUGACGUUUACGCUCACGAUGUUGGUCUCAUCGCCAUCAAGGGUGAGGACGGACAUCUUGCUGGAUUCAACUUGCUUGCUGGUGGUGGUAUGGGAACUACUCACAACAACAAGAAGACAUACCCUCGCACUGGCAGUAUGCUCGGUUACGUUUCCAAGGAUAAGGUUCACAUUGCUUGCGAGAAGGUCAUGCUUGUCCAGCGCGACAACGGUGAUCGCAAGAACCGCAAGCAUGCUCGUCUGAAGUACACCAUGGACGACAUGGGUGUUGACGUCUUCAAGGCAGAGGUCGAGAAGUACUGGGGUGAGCAGUUUGAGGAGGCUCGUCCCUUCCACUUCAAGAGCAACAUCGACACCUUUGGCUGGCAGAAGGAUGAGCACGGUCUGAACCACUUCACCAUGUUCAUCGAGAACGGACGUAUCGAGGACACUGCCGAUUUCCCGAUGAAGUCCGGUCUGCUGGAGAUUGCCAAGGCACACAAGGGUGAGUUCCGCCUCACUGGCAACCAGCAUCUCAUUCUGUCCAAUGUCAGCGAUGAGGAGCUGCCCAAGAUGAAGGAGAUGUUGGCCAAGUACAAGCUCGACAACACCAACUUCAGUGGACUGCGUCUUAGCAGUAGUGCCUGUGUGGCUUUCCCCACUUGUGGUCUCGCUAUGGCAGAGUCUGAGCGUUACCUGCCUGAGCUCAUCACCAAGCUUGAGGGUGUGCUGGAGGAGAAUGGUCUUCGUCAAGACAGCAUCGUCAUGCGCAUGACUGGUUGUCCCAACGGUUGUGCCCGUCCUUGGCUCGCCGAGGUGGCGUUUGUCGGUAAGGCGUUUGGUGCAUACAACAUGUACCUUGGCGGUGGUUACCACGGUCAACGUCUGAACAAGCUCUUCCGCAGUUCCAUCAUGGAGGAGGAGAUUCUCAGCAUCAUGAAGCCGCUGCUCAAGCGCUACGCGGCCGAGAGAAACGACGGCGAGCAGUUCGGAGACUUCUGCAUUCGCAUUGGCAUGAUUAAGCCCACAACCGAGGGCAAGUUCUUCCACCACGACACGGCCGAGGUUGAAUCGGAUGAAGAGUAA
Aureobasidium namibiae CBS 147.97 is the source of this 4581-nucleotide messenger RNA. RefSeq names its product sulphite reductase hemo protein, beta subunit. Gene Ontology annotation, molecular function: heme binding; sulfite reductase (ferredoxin) activity; 4 iron, 4 sulfur cluster binding. Gene Ontology annotation, cellular component: sulfite reductase complex (NADPH). Lineage: Eukaryota; Fungi; Ascomycota; Dothideomycetes; Dothideales; Saccotheciaceae. Gene Ontology annotation, biological process: sulfate assimilation; amino acid biosynthetic process. The transcript has 4 exons. The record is from RefSeq and is a predicted model, not a curated record. Bases 1 to 4581 code for a protein of 1526 amino acids.